This is a messenger RNA of Dunckerocampus dactyliophorus (ringed pipefish), 606 nucleotides long. RefSeq names its product C-type isolectin Sp-CL4-like. The record is from RefSeq and is a predicted model, not a curated record. The coding region runs from base 20 to 538 and encodes 172 amino acids. The transcript has 5 exons. NCBI's taxonomy places the organism in Eukaryota, Metazoa, Chordata, Actinopteri, Syngnathiformes, Syngnathidae.
GUCAGACUCAUCCUGAGCCAUGCCUUCUGCUGUGACGACUGUCCUCCUGAUGGGGGCGCUGGUGGUCGCGUCGGCCUUUGCUUACGACACUGAAGGGGUGAAAGCUAUGUGUGCCGACAUCGAGCUGGAACAAUGUGGUAGUGAGUCGUGUGGGUUUUACCGCCUGAAUGAAAACAGCUGUGUCAAGAUAUUAACCAUGCAAAUGGAUUUCGUCAGCGCGCAGAUGGAGUGUGAAGGUUUAAGCGGUGAAUUGGUAAAAGUGCAAAAUGAGGAGGAGUACAAGAAGCUGCUGUGUAUGAUGUUACGGGUGUUCCCGCGGCGACUCCACUACUGGAUCGGUGCUGUAAGAAGAGAAGAUGGUGAUUUCUACUGGUUUGAUGGAAGCGGGCCAGUGAAGUUUGCUCCAUGGCGUGAAUUUCAGCCCGACAACUAUGACGGCGAAGAGGACUGCGUGUGGAUGAUCUCUGGCACCUGGGGUCCAUGGAACGACGGCGCGUGUUAUGAGGCGAGUUCUGUGGCGUGUCAGAUCGCAAUGUGAUGGUUUGCUUCUCAGAGAGUCGACAAGAGCAGCCGCUCGGUUUGUCUACUCGUGGGCACAAACACGGG